Acaulospora morrowiae is the source of this 1914-nucleotide messenger RNA. Lineage: Eukaryota; Fungi; Glomeromycota; Glomeromycetes; Diversisporales; Acaulosporaceae. The record is from the annotation of a GenBank genome assembly.
AUGAAGGGAAAAAAUACGGAAUUCACGGAAGCAAAUAUUAAAAAAAAAAAACCCGACGUUUUGGACACCGAAGAUCCACGAUUCAAACAUGUAUUGAAGGAUCCGCGCUUUGAGCGUCCGAAGAGGAAAGACGUGAAAAUCACGUUAGAUAAUCGAUUCGCGUCAAUACUAAAGACUAAAGAAUUCAAGGAGUCCCCCAAGGUUGACAAAUAUGGGAGACCAAUUUCGUCAGAUAAAUCAGCAAUAGAAUUGGAAAGGUUUUAUAGACUGGAACGUCCGGAUGCGGAAGAAGCUGGUAGCCAAAAAGAAUCCUUGGAACUAAACGACAAAUCCUCCGAAGGCUCUGAGUCGGAUGAUGACGAUGAUUCACUAAAGGAAGAAGCAGAAGAGCAAAUUCGGUUCGGUGAAAAAACGCAUCGGUUUGCCGUUGUGAACCUCGACUGGGACAAUGUAAAAGCUUCAGAUCUGAUGAAACUGUUUAAUAGUUUUAAGAUUGAUGGUUCUGUCAUAAAGUCUGUGAGAAUCUAUCCUUCUCAAUUUGGGAAGGAAAGAUUAGAAAAGGAAAUCCGUGAAGGACCACCAAAGGAGGUAUUUAAACCUAACAAUUUUUCCUCAGAAAGCAACAUAACAUUUCAAGAAGAUCAGGAAGUAAUUACUUCGGAGACAAUAAUGAAGAAUAACGCUGGUGAAGAAUUUGAUGAAGAGUUAUUGCGAAAAUACCAACUGGAGCGUUUAAACAGAUAUUACUAUGCGGUUGUAGACUGCGAUACUGCGGAAAACGCUCAACAUAUCUAUCAACAAUGCGAUGGUGCAGAAUUUGAAAGAACAGCAAAUUUCCUCGAUUUACGUUUUGUUCCUGAUGACAUGGUGUUCGACGAUGAAAUCAAGGAUGAAUGCUUACAGGAACCGGAUUCAUAUAAGCCCGUAGACUUUGUUACUGACGUGAGUAGAAAUAAUCCUAUCUAUUGGGACAAUGGAUUCUCUCUAUUUACUAAAUGUUGGGUUGACCGUUUUUCUUCGGAAUUAAAAAUGAAGGCAUUACAACAUUCGAAUGUUAAGUUAACAUGGGACGAAGACGAUCCCGAUCGCGUGAGAACAACGCGACAAAAAUUUUCAAAAAAAGAUCUUGAUAUCAUGGAUUUCAAAGCGUACCUCGCCUCUUCCAGCGAAGAGAGUUCCGAAAGUGACAUCGAAAUCUCGCGCGAAAAACUUAGGAAUCUUUUGGAUGAAGUUCAAUUGAAAGACCAAUCGGACAGGGAGCAAGAAAUUGAGAUUACAUUUACUCCAGGUUUGAGAGAACUGACUGAAGAGACACCUGAGAAAAAUUCUAUCGAGAAUGAAACUACCAUAGAAGCAUAUAAACGCAAACAACGCGAAAGAAAACAAAAGAAAAAAGCCGCGAGAAAGUCAAAUAAUAUCGAUGACGCUGAGGAAGAAGAUACCAAUGUUGAUUUUGAUGAUCCCUUUUUUUCAACUUCAAAUAAACCGACACGAUCUAAAAAUUUGUAUAAGAUGUCUCAGCAAGAGCGCGCGGAAACGGAUCGGAAAAAGGCUGAAUUGGAACUUCUCGUGAUUGAUGAUGAAGAUAACCACAAUAAUAAACAUUUUGAUAUGAAAGAAAUAAUCAAAAGUGAGAAAAAGAAGGGAAGAAAGAAGAAACGCAGUAAAGGUGCUCAAGAAGAUGAUGAUCAGUUCGAAAUAAAUGCAGAUGAUCCCCGUUUCGCGGCCUUGUAUAACUCGCAUCAUUUUGCGAUUGAUCCUACUAACCCUCAUUUCAAAAAAACGAAAGCAAUGUCAAAACUACUGGAAGAACAACGGUCCGACGUGAAUAGGAAGAAUGAGGAAAUAUCGAGCGAACAAAUUUCUAAAAGUUCACUCAACGAUCCAAAUUUGUCAUUAUUAAUAAAUUCGUAA